AGCUCAGCUUCCAAAACACGUCAUUAACUUGAAGCGAAACUAGGAGGGGUUUGUGUAAGGUCUCAACAGGCUGUUUAUCGAGAGUGCAGCUUCUUGUUUUACCGUCUGUUUCUGCAGAAGGACUAAACUAAAAAUGUAUGAAUUAGAAAAGGAAAACUUAAAGAGGUUCAACAGUUAUAUUGUCAAAAUACUCCGCCCUUCCUACAUCAAGGAAUUUAUGGUGGAUUAUCUCCGUCCAGAGAAAGCAGAGCAGAUUAUAUCAGAAGAGGGUAUAUCUGUCACAAGCGCUGCAGAAAUGCUCAUGAGGAGCCUGUGGACACUGGACCAGGAUGGGUGGUUUGUGGCCUUUCUGAAUACACUGAGGGCAGAAGGUUACACUGGACUUUAUGAGGCGAUUAAAGAAUGGGACUUUAAAAACAUUGACAGUAUGGAACCUUUUAAGCAUCUGUUGGAUCGUAUUGAACAGUCUUUCACUAAACAGAUAAAGCCGACAGAAAUGAUCAACCACAUGAAGGACUGCCUCCUUGCCCGUGAAUGUGAGGAGAUCAUGGCAAUCAGUCUUCAAAAAGGGAACAUUGCUGGAGCUCAAAAGUUUACUGAAUGCUUGAAAAGGUCAGACAAAUCCAACUGGUACAAGACCCUGACGCUAGCGCUGCAAAACUGCAAUUACAUGGUUGCCUACGAGUUACUAGAUGAUACGGAAAAUGAAAAGGCAGCAGAUGACAGUGAGGCAAAUGAAGGUGAAGCCACCGUUCGCUUUGAGUACAGAGAAGAAGCUGACGUGGACUGCCUAAGUGGAAACUUUAAUGGACAGCCAGGAACGAGUAACAGCAGCUCCCUGGCUGAAUCCCGUGCAAGGAGGAAGCUGAGGAAGUACCAGGAGGAGCUGGCAGUGCCGGCUUUUAACGGGGAAAACACAAUCAUCUGCGCUCCAACAGGCUGUGGAAAGACAGUUGUGGCUCUUGCCAUCUGCGAAAAUCACCUGAAAGCUAAACAUGAACGGAAGCCUAAGAUUGUCUUCAUGGCCACAAAGGUGGAUGUGUAUGAACAGCAAUACGCACUGUUCCGCAGUCAUUUUAUGGAUGGAAAUGAAGAAGUUCAGGUUGCAGGUCUCUGCGGUGACACAGGAGAUCAUAUUCCCGUGGGAAUGAUUAUACAAAACAAUGACAUCAUUGUACUGACGCCCCAGAUUUUGGUAAAUGCUAUUAAAACUAGAGAGGUGCUAUCACUGUCUCUCUUCACUCUCCUGAUAUUUGAUGAAUGCCACAAUACCACUGGAAAGCAUGCCUACAAUAUCCUUAUGACCAACUACCUGGACUGCAAAAUAGAUAAAAAGAAUGGACCGCUGCCUCAGAUUGUUGGGCUGACAGCUUCAGUUGGAAUAGGAAGUUUCAAGAAUGAAGAUGAAGCAGCUCAUAAUAUAUGUCAGCUGUGUGCAAACCUGGAUGUGAGGGUCAUUUCAACUGUGAAGGAAAACCAGGAGGAACUUACAUCAUUUGUAAAUAUCCCUGAAAAAGUUUUCUUCCAAGUGGAAAAACGGACCAGUGACCCCUUCAUUUCCAUCAUUUGUAGAAUAAUGUCUAACAUUGAAGGCCUUGCCAGGAAUCUUUAUAACAUAGACUCCCUGUCAAACAUUCAGACCCGGGAUUAUGGGACACAGAAGUAUGAACAGUGGAUCGUAGAUGUGCAGAAAAGGUGUAAAGUUCUGCAGCUGUCGGACAAAAAGGAAGAGAGCAGAGUUUGCCGAGCUCUUUUCAAUUACACUGAACACUUAAGGAAAUAUAAUGAUGCCCUUAUCAUUAAUGAAGAUGCACGGACAAAAGAUGCACUGGUUUACUUGGAAGCGUUUUUUGACCAAGUCAGGAAUGCAGGAUUUGAUGAAACAGAGCAGAAGAUAACAGCUUUUUUUGAUGCUGAGCACAAACAUCUGGUCCAGCUCUCGAACUGCGAACGUGAAGAGAAUCCCAAGCUGAAGGAGCUGAAGUACAUCCUGGAUGAGGAGUACAGGAACAAUGAUCAAACACGGACGGUGCUCUUUGUCCGGACUAGAGCGCUGGCAGAAGCUUUGAAAAACUGGAUCGAUGAAAACGACACUUUGAAGUUCCUGAAACCGGGGGUGUUAAUAGGUCGCGGAAAGAGAUCUCAGCAAACAGGGAUGACAUUGACAUCCAAGAAAGGCCUUCUGGAUUCCUUUAAAAGUUCUGAUCAAAGUAAGGUACUGAUCGCCACCUCCGUAGCCGAUGAAGGGAUUGAUAUUCCACAGUGCAACCUGGUACUCAUGUAUGAGUAUGUUGGCAAUGUGGUCAAGAUGGUUCAAGUCAGAGGUCGUGGAAGAGCACAGGGCAGCAAGUGUAUCCUUGUUUCAAGUGAAAAAGCACGCAUCGAGAAGGAACAGUUAAAUAUAUUCCGGGAAAAGAUUAUGGACAAAGCUGUCAAUAACUUACAGCUAUCUAGAGAGGCCAUGCUUCGUAAGAUUGAUAUUCUUCAAAGAGAAGACAAGAAAAUACGGGAUUAUAUCAAUUCAGCCCCACAAAUGCCCAGAACAAGUGAAAGCUUUGAACUCCUUUGCUCAAAAUGCAAGAGCAUGAUGUGUUUUUCUGAUGAUUUGAGAGUACUACGGGAGUCACACCACGUCGUUCUGAACAAAAGAUUUUUUGAACGGUGCAUCACGAAGCCCCAUGACAAGCCCAGGACCUACGAUGGAUUUAGUAAGAAGAUGAAGAUGUUCUGCAAGAAUUGCAAGUUCGACUGGGGCAUAGUGGGCUCCUACAUGCACAUCAACGACCUGCCCGUCAUCAAAAUAGAAAGCUUCGUGGCUAAAAACUGCGUGACAAAUCGGCAGUUUUGUUUCAGAAAAUGGAGGGAUGUCACAUUCAGAAUGAAAGAAUUUGAUCUAUCAGAAAUACGUCCUGACCACUUGUCAUUAAUGAGUAACUUGCAGUUAUAGACAUCAAAUCAUGAAAAGCAAAGAUCAUUUUAAUGAAUCUUCAGGAGUUGCUCUGAUUUAACCAUUUUAAAAGCAAAGUUGUGAAGGAGCCUUGAACCUGGAAGUAGCAUGGGAUUAUACAUUUUAUGAUAGGUAAUGCCAUUGAAUCUUGAUUGACAUCACAUUUGAAUUCACACUACAAAGCAUUAUUUAACACUUUUUGCACACAGAUUGCUUUUCACCUGUGUUGUGUGCGUUACUGUUUUGCACAUGCUAGAAGUUGUUGUCGUUCCUGUAACAAAUAAUGGUAGCACUUAAAAAACACAUACAGUACAGAAAAAGACACAGCACAAUGAAGGCUCUUUGAACAUAACCUAUCUCUGAACGAUUGCCUUAUCCUUGUCUAGUGCAGGGUAUUCUCCAUUACAGAUUGUGAGUGAGGCUAUGUAAUGUCCUUAAAUGAUUUGUUUAUUUCUGGCAUUUUUUAUGAAUAGAUGUAUUUACAUUACUUUCUGCAUUUAGAUUCUGAAUAUAUAUGGUAUACUGAAGUUCUGACUGCAGAAAUGCAAGAUAACCAUAACUGAACAGUUCACUGGUCAUCUUCUAUAUGACAACUUGCGUAUUGAUCCCUGUUCUUGAUUUCUGAGGUGCUUAAUAUUUCUGUACAUCUGUACUUAGUAGCCACACUGCUGAGAGACCUUAAACAUGCUUUGGGGUUGUUUAAAAUGUAUCAUUGGAAAUCCUGCAUGAUUAAAAUUCAUGUUGAAAUAUACAUUAAAAGUCUAAACUCUCUUC
Lepisosteus oculatus (spotted gar) is the source of this 3721-nucleotide messenger RNA. It is a transcript of the gene rigi, whose product is annotated as RNA sensor RIG-I. The record is from RefSeq and is a predicted model, not a curated record. Lineage: Eukaryota; Metazoa; Chordata; Actinopteri; Semionotiformes; Lepisosteidae. Gene Ontology annotation, cellular component: cytoplasm. Gene Ontology annotation, biological process: cytoplasmic pattern recognition receptor signaling pathway; antiviral innate immune response. Gene Ontology annotation, molecular function: ATP binding; double-stranded RNA binding; zinc ion binding.